UGCUGAGUAUGAAUUUUCUUUGAUUAAUCCCUCACAAAAAGAAAAGGAAAACUUUGAUUAAAACUCUUUUUAAAUUUUGAUUUUUGAAAUUUGAAUUUUGUGGCCCACUAGCCUCAGUAUUUCAGCAAUAUCCCUGGUUCUGGGUUAUUCCCCAAUUGACCAUACACAAGUUUUUGAUUUGACAUCAGAAAAUCACCAUGUCAACAACACUCAGGGUCAGAAUAGAAAACAGAGUGAUAACUUCAACUGUAAUCAACACCAUAACUCAACUCGAUGAAACCCUGAGAAACUUCCUAUCAACCAUCAACCAAAACCCCAACAACUCAAAACAUGUUAUAGGAUUAGACAUAGAAAAACACUUCACUAGUGAUGGUAGUAAUCAAGUUGCUGAAAAGGUUGCCAUUGUGAAGCUCUGUUUCGGCACAAGUUGUCUCAUCAUCCAAUUACUCCAUAUAAAAGAACCACCUUGUUCUUUAUCCGAGUUCUUCCAACUCCAAGAGUUAUCCUUUGUUGGUGUUGGGAUAAAACGAUGCGUUGAAGCUUUGAACAGGGAUUAUGGGAUUAAUUGUAGGAAUGUUGUUGAUUUGGGUGAGCUUGCUGCAGAUGUUAAGGAGAUGCCGAGUUAUAGAUGGUUUGGGUUGCUGGAUUUGUGUAGCAAAGUUUGUGUAUCGUUUGAUUUGAAUGAUAAUUCUUGGUGUAAUAAAAGUGCUGAAACUUUGGGUAGUUGGGGUGGUGAAAUACUGAGUAAAAGACAGAUAGUUUCUGCUACUUGGGGUGCUUUUUUAUGCUUCUGUGUUGGUAACCAAUUGUUUGGUGGGUCUUUGCCCGACCCGGAAGACAGCGCCCGUGACCUCAAAUAGUUCCUACUCCAUUAAUGGGGUUGAAGAUCGAACUGAUGGUUUGCUUAAUCUAUGUAUUAUUAUGCAAUUUAAGAUUAGUAGUUGUGAUAAUGUGAUGUGUUUGUGUAACUUAUUAUGAGUAAUUUGGAUGUAGCUCUGAUUACUGAGUUUGAUGCUUUUGUAUUGGCAAGAACAUAGUAUUUGUUAAGAUCAGAGAUUAUUGUGUUUGAAUUUUCUGUUUCUGGGGAAGUAGUCAAUGUAGAAAAUGGGUCAGAUUUUGAUGUAAUCUACCAUAGUUGAUGCUGAUCUAUUGCUUCCAAACGAGUACUAAAUCUAAUUGCGGUUUUAUUGAGAUA
Messenger RNA from Spinacia oleracea (spinach), 1195 nucleotides. RefSeq names its product 3'-5' exonuclease. Gene Ontology annotation, cellular component: cytoplasm; nucleus. Gene Ontology annotation, biological process: nucleobase-containing compound metabolic process. The transcript has a single exon. Gene Ontology annotation, molecular function: 3'-5' exonuclease activity; nucleic acid binding. Lineage: Eukaryota; Viridiplantae; Streptophyta; Magnoliopsida; Caryophyllales; Amaranthaceae. The coding region runs from base 198 to 860 and encodes 220 amino acids. The record is from RefSeq and is a predicted model, not a curated record.